Molecule: messenger RNA, 1080 nt
Organism: Macaca mulatta (Rhesus monkey)
Lineage: Eukaryota; Metazoa; Chordata; Mammalia; Primates; Cercopithecidae
Gene: ASIP
Product: agouti signaling protein
Biological process (GO): hormone-mediated signaling pathway; melanosome organization
Cellular component (GO): extracellular region
Molecular function (GO): neuropeptide hormone activity; melanocortin receptor binding
Source: RefSeq, a predicted model, not a curated record
AGGUUCAUCUUUUCAUCUUUUAAUCUGGUGAGUCUCGAAAUUUUUAGUCUUUAGGCUACUUAAGCAGAACAAGAGUCUCACCUAUUUACCAGAUUAAAUACAGAAGCAAGCAGACAAAAAACACCUUUGAAGUGUUUUCGCUGAAUCUCUUGUGAUUAUUUGUAGCUCCUUUCAAAAAUAUUUGCUUUGGUGCAUUUAAAUUUUGUCUCAAAUCUGCAGUGGAAAAUAUGUUUCAAAGGGGAAAAAAAAAGAAAGAAGAAAAAACCACCCAACACACUGUGAGCCCUGCAUUUAGACUCAGCCCACUGAGCAGCUGGAAGAAUUUUCGCAGACCCACCGGAGAUCCCUGGAUUCAACUAUUGUGUAAAACCAUUGAUCUAAAAACUACAUCUUGACUUCAGAACACUUCUUUUCAUCUGGAAUUAUCUAUUAUUGACCACAGAGAGCAGCCACUGACGAUUUCCUGGAACAAGGCCCUGUAUAGAGAGAGGCCUCCUGGGAUGGAUGUCACCCGCUUACUCCUGGCCACCCUGCUGGUCUUCCUCUGCUUCUUCACUGCCUACAGCCACCUGCCACCUGAGGAGAAGCUCCGAGAUGACAGGAGCCUGAGAAGCAACUCCUCUGUGAACCUCCUGGACUUCCCUUCUGUCUCUAUUAUGGCACUGAACAAGAAUUCCAAAGAGAUCAGCAGAAAAGAAGCAGAAAAGAAGAGAUCUUCUAAGAAGGAGGCUUCGAUGAAGAAAGUGGCGCGGCCCCGGACCCCCCUCUCUGCGCCCUGCGUGGCCACCCGCGACAGCUGCAAGCCGCCUGCACCUGCCUGUUGCGACCCGUGCGCCUCCUGCCAGUGCCGCUUCUUCCGCAGUGCCUGUUCCUGCCGCGUGCUCAGCCUCAACUGCUGAGCGCGCCCUCUCCCGGCCGCGGGCGGGCAGGGCUUUGGGGACGCGGGGCGCUUUUCGGGCGGGUGAUCUCUAACAGGGCGGCUUCCCAGGACUGGGGGCGGGCGGAGGUUGCAGGAGGUGGGAGUUCAGAGAGACCUGGCUUGGGCUAAACUCGAAAUACAAUAUAUAUAGGCUGCUCGAA